Punica granatum (pomegranate) is the source of this 2656-nucleotide messenger RNA. NCBI's taxonomy places the organism in Eukaryota, Viridiplantae, Streptophyta, Magnoliopsida, Myrtales, Lythraceae. The record is from RefSeq and is a predicted model, not a curated record.
AAAGGGGAGGGAGUGAAAAGUUAUUUUUGGUUGUUAAUAAAAUGCAUUAAUAUAUUAUGUCAUCCUCUUAAUUUUCAAUAAUUUUAAUGAUUACUAAAUUGAUAAUAUCAUACUGUGAGGGGUACUUUUGGGAAUAUGAACGUUACCCUAACCACCACCCAAUUUUAAUUUGUAAUAUGAGACAAAAUUAAAUACAAAAUUAUCGACUUUGGUACUCAUGUACACUCUUGUUUUACUCCCGAUUUAUAAGAGUUGAUUGGCCGUCAUUUUCCUCUGUCUCAAACCACCGCAACUUGCUUUGCUUCCCCCAUUUUCUGGGUUUUUCCUUUACUUCUCAAGAUAAUUCCUACUUAGGAGUAAAUAUCCACUGCUUCCUUCACCGAAAAAAUUAACCUUUGCUUCCUAGAAUGAUGUAAACUAUAUACUUCUACAUAUUUAAUUUGUAAUUAUUUUGAAUUUUCCUCAAUAAUUAGUGUUGAUUUUCAACGCUCUCCCUCAACACUAACUCUUUAUGACGAUAUUUUCCGUAAUGAUGGUUAUGUACUCGUACAAAAGCCGCCAUUACUUCCUUAGGAGAUUAAUUUUUCUUCACGCUAAAAAUGUUCUACACCAAUUUGGCCACGCAUUUGGUGAUUGUAGCCGUUUCAGGAAAUGGUUUCAAGAAUUGACGUGUCACUAGCCGGCUCUACUGAUCCAAAGCGUUGUACCAUGGCUUUAGAAGUCCGCGAGAUUGCACGGAGGACUAAAUGCAGGCAGAGGGCCAUAUGACAGUGCGCCAAUCAAGGACUGGGCUGACAAGGCAGAUGAGUGGCAACAAGCAGCACUUCAGUCGCGGCUCGGUAUACCGCUCAUACUGGGAGUGGACGCAAUUCACGGCCACAAUAAUGCCUAUGGCACUACCAUCUUUCCGCACAAUAUGGGGCUAGGUGCCACUAGAGAUGCAGAGUUAAUCCAAAGGAUAGGAGCAGCAACUGCUUUGGAGGCCAGGGCAGGUGGCAUUAAUUACGCUUUUGCUCCUUGUGUUGCCGUCGUUAAAGAUCUGAGGUGGAACAGAUGCUACGAAAGUUACAGCGAGGACCCGGAAAUCGUGGGAAGGAUGGCGUCCAUAAUUACCGGCCUGCAAGGGCUUCCACCAGCUGAGCACCCAAAGGGCCACCCUUUUGUCACCGGAAGGAACAACAUGAUCGCGUGUGCGAAGCAUUUUGUUGGAGAUGGAGGCACUGAAGGAGGGAAAAACGAGGGGAAUACGAGAACGAGUUACGAUGAGUUGGAGACGGUCCACAUGGCCCCUUACCUUGACUGUAUCUCUCAACAUGUUUGCACUGUCAUGGCUUCCUACUCUAGCUAUAAUGGGCACAACAUGCAUUCUCAUAAGCUUCUUCUGACCGAUGUUCUGAAGAACAAACUCGGGUUUAAGGGAUUCGUAAUUUCUGAUUGGGGAGGCAUUGAUAGACUCAAAGACAAUGGGGACCCAGAAGGGGCAGAAUAUCGUGUAUGUGCUGCUCUCGGAAUCAAUGCGGGAAUCGACAUGGUUUUGGGCCCUCUUGACCUUGUAAAAUUUCAAGAGGACUUGAUAUCACUGGUGGAGGCAGGGGAAGUGCCAAUCUCGAGGAUUGAUGAUGCCGUGGAGAGGAUACUCAAGGUGAAGUUUGCUGCUGGAAUUUUUGAACACCCUUUCUCCGACAGGUCAUUGCUAGAUCUUGUAGGCUGCAAGCUGCAUAGAGAGAUAGCGAGGGAGGCAGUGAGGAAGUCCUUGGUCCUGUUGAAGAAUGGGAAGGACCCGGAAAAGCCUUUACUUCCAUUAGACAAGAAUGCCAGAAAAAUUCUUGUCGCGGGAUCGCACGCAGAUGAUCUUGGUUAUCAAUGUGGGGCUUGGACUGUAAGCUGGACUGGAGGCAGUGGCAGGACAACAAUUGGGACCACCAUUCUUGAUGCGAUUAAACGAACAGUUGGACCUGAAACAGAAGUCAUAUUUGAGCAAUGCCCAUCAGCGGACACAUUAUCAGCUCAUGAUUUUGCAUUUGCCGUUGUGGCUGUAGGUGAACCUCCAUAUGCAGAAUAUAUCUGCUCGAAGACCAAACUUGUUAUCCCUUCUGAUCUAGCUGAUAUGAUAUGUUCAGUUGCUGAUAGAGUACCAACACUUCUUGUUUUGAUCACUGGGAGACCUAUAGAGUUAAAGCCAGAGAUGCUUGAGAAGAUUGAUGCUUUGGUUGCUGCUUGGUUGCCUGGGACUGAAGGAAAUGGAAUUACAGAUGUAGUUUUUGGAGAUUAUGACUUCGUGGGACGAUUACCUGUCUCGUGGUUCAAGACGCUUGACCAAUUGCCGAUGGAUCCCAGUGCUAACUUAUACGAUCCUCUGUUCCCAGUUGGCUUUGGAUUGACACACAGCCCAAAAAUAAAAACCAACAGCAUUUAGGCCACGGAUUGGGCAAUAAGUUUCGCUUCUAUGACAUGACAUGCAUUAAUUAUAUUCCUCAAUAUUAAUUUGGAUAUAUAUGUUUGCUUUUAAUUUUCAAAUAAGUGUGUUCUAUCUGAUCACCAUUACAAAAUACCCCAGAAGGUUGUGUAAGUCAUCAUUUACGGAGUUCAAUGUCUAUUGAUCAUCGUCAAUGUAACAUAUUUGGUCUAUCAUUUCUUAUAUAUAUAUAUCUAUUCC